Messenger RNA from Diachasmimorpha longicaudata, 5755 nucleotides. RefSeq lists its product as uncharacterized. The record is from RefSeq and is a predicted model, not a curated record. Lineage: Eukaryota; Metazoa; Arthropoda; Insecta; Hymenoptera; Braconidae. The coding region runs from base 118 to 5649 and encodes 1843 amino acids. The transcript has a single exon.
CAUGCCUCUGUCAUAUUCUAGUUCGGUCGGUUCUAAUUGUCGCUUACGCUAAAUACUUCUUUCUCUGGUAUUAAUAAAAAAAAACCCGGAACCCGGUUUGGACGUUGGGACCGUAGCAUGAAUUCGGAGGAGCCGGUUUUUGCUGGCACGAGUUUAAUCGAGCAUGUUACUCCGUCAAAUGAUGUUACUUGCAAAUUGUGGCGCUUUGACAUUACGUGCGUUAUUUGUGGGGUUAAACGUGAGGACGAAAAGUUGAUAUUGUUUACUAAAAAGUCAUUGGAAAAGUGCAUUGAAGUGUUGAAAAUUCGGCAAGACAAUGGAUUGAAAUUUAGAGACAUCAUAUUGCCCUCUUCUGUCAAUCUGACCGAUGGAUAUCAUGUCAAGUGUUAUGGAACUUUUACGGCAUUGAUGAGGAUAUACCGUGGGAACGAACAAUUCUUCAAGGAAAAACGAAUGAAGCCAGCAAUCAGAUGUGUCCUUUGCACCAAGUAUGGCAGCAAAAGACCAACAUUAUUCAGCCAAACGUUAAUGGACAAAUGCAAUGUUAUGUUACAAAUUCGUAAAGAGUAUCAGCUGAAAUUCAAACAUGUAAUUUGGCCAUCCAGCGUUGGUCUGAGAGAUAGGUACCACGCUAAAUGCUAUAAGAGACUAUCAACUUUGAUACGUUUAUCAAAAAUUAUAUGCGUUUUUUGUGGUGUACGUAAAGACUCAAGAACAAUAUUAUUCAACGAAAGGUCCUUGGAAAAAUGUAGUGAAGUAUUGAAAUUUCGUCAAGACAAUGAAUUAAAAUUCGCCGAUGUUAUUUUACCGUCUGCUGUCAGCAUCACCGAUGGAUAUCACUCCGAUUGUUACAACACCUUCAUUGAACUGACCUCCAUAAUCCCUGAAAAUCCCAAAUCGAUUUCUGCCAGCGAAUCCGCAGCACUGGAACCCUCCACCUCCGAGCAAAGCCCUCACGCUCCCGGGGAAUUCCAUCAGCUGUUGAUAAAAACCGAGCCCCCAUCGCCAUCAGCUGUCGAUCCAGAGGAGAAUUCCGAGUCCUCGACGAUCACAUGUGUCAUUUGUGGCCAAUGCAGGGGCGAGAACACGAUAUUAUUCACAGAAAAGUCAUUACAGAAGUGCAGUGGUGCAUUAAAAGUUCGUAAAGAGAAUGGAUUGAAAUACAGGGAUGUCAUUUUACCGUCCCUUACGAGCCUCACCGAGGGCUACCACCCCAAGUGCUACGGCAACUUCACUGCAUUGAUGCGUUCAUACCGUAAAAAACCUGAAUCCAUCACGGAAGAAGAACCCAGAGCAGCCACUGAUGCUCUGGCUGACAAUGUCGAGGGACAUGUCACGUCUACAAGCGUCACGUGUAUCCUCUGUAAUGAAUAUACGGACGAAAAAGCGCUGGUCUUCACCGAAAAGUCACUGCAAAAGUGUACGGAGGCCUUCGACCUUCGUAAGGACAUGGGAUUGAAAUUCAAGAAUAUUGUCUUGCCCUCUGCUAUCAAUGAGACCCAUGGAUACCACCCCCAGUGUUAUGCUAACUUCACUGCAUUCAGACGUUCAGAUCGUCGAAAAGUCGGAUCCACUUCUAGGGACCACCCCUCAACCAUGGAAGCUGCCCCUACACUUGAAAAUAUUCAUAACAAACAUGACGAAGUACUGAUGAACAAGCAGCCAACGUCGUUGUCUGCUGAUCCCUUGGCGAAUAACCCGAGUGAAACUGAGACGUCCCCUGACAUCGUGUGCGUCAUCUGUGGUCUACGUAAAAACUUGAGAUUGAUUUUAUUUACGGAAAAAUCAUUGCGAAAGUGUCAUGAAGUCCUACGAAUUCGUAAAAAGAAUCAAUUAAAAUUUGAAAAUGUAAUUUUACCGUUAAAAGUCAACACCACCGAUGGAUACCAUUCAAUAUGCUACAAGAGUUUUAACGCAUUGACGCAGAUACAUCGCGAGGAGAUGAAAUCCGCUAGGGCAGCACAAUUUGGAACGAUGGAUAUUUCACGAGCUAAUAAUCUGGCGAAGAACAUCGAGGAAUACAUGACGCCCUCUAGGAUCGCGUGCGUCAUUUGUAAUGUUCACAGGGACGAAAAGUCAAUGUUAUUUACACAAAAGUCACUGCAAAGAUGUAAGAAAGUCCUUCAAAUUCGUAAAAAUAAUAAAUUAAAAUUCAAAAACGUUAUAUUGCCCUUUUGGGUCAAUACGACCGAUGGAUACCAUGCCAAGUGUUACAAGUACUUUACUACAUUACCACACACAUGCCGUGAAAAACCCAAAUCCAUUCCUAAAGAACAAUCCAAAACAUUGAGAACUCCAUCAUCGGCAGAUAAUAUCCAUCAUCGACGGCCUCCAGCCCUGGUGAAAAUCCAGCCAUCGCCACCAUCAGCUGAUGACCCAGUGGAGAAUCUGGGGAAACAUAUGACGUCUUCCAAGGCCAUAUGCUUCAUUUGUAAUGAAUACAGGAAUGAAAGGUCGAUAUUAUUUACCGAAAGAUCAUUGCAAAAAUGCAGGGAGGUACUGAAAGUUCGUAAAAACAAGGCAUUAAAAUUUGAAAACGUUACUUUACCACCAUGUAUCAAUAAUACCCAUGGAUACCAUUUAAGAUGCUACAAGUAUUUUACAACAUUACCCCAUUCAUAUCGCGAUGCGCUAAAAUUCGUUAAUGAAGAUCAAUCCGCAACGUUGGGAGGUGCAACUGCAGGAGAAAAUAACCAUCAACUAGUGACGAAACCACAAUUAACAGUUGAGCAUAUCCUAGAAAAUUCUGACCAGAAUGUAGCCCACUCUCAGGGUAGAUGCGUUGUUUGUGGUGAACAUAGGAAUGGAAGACGAGUGCUAGUUUUUACAGAGACAUCACUGCAAAGAUGCAAGAAAGUGUUACAAGUUCGUAAAAAGCGAAAAUUAAAAUUUGGCAGUGUAAUCUUACCCUCUUGUGUCAAUAAUAUUGAUGGAUAUCAUCCCACGUGCUACAAAUAUUUCACUGCAUUACCAAAUUCAUAUCGUGGAAAAAAAAAAUCUCAUCGCCACCAUCACCAAACUGUAUCGACGCCGUCAGCUGACAAGUCUUCUAAGAUAAUAUGUGUUAUUUGUGAUAACUACAGAACCGAAAGAUCAAUAUUAUUCACGGAGAGGUCAUUGCGAAAAUGUAAGGAAGUACUGGAGAUUCGUAAAGAACAUAAAUUAAAAUUCAGACACAUCAGCUUGCCAGCUUGGGUCAAUACUAGCCAUGGAUACCAUCCCAGAUGUUAUAAGUACUUUACAGCAGUGCCAAUGGCCCAUCGCGAAAAAUUCAGAUCCAUCAAUGGAGAGCACCCCUCGACGCUGGGAGUUUCAACUUCAGUCGAAAAUACUCAUCAAUUCUUGAUUAACAUGCAGCCAUCAGCUGAUCGUCCAGCUGACGAUCUUGAUGAACAUAUGGAAUCUUCUGACAUCACGUGUGUCAUUUGUGAGGAAUACAAUGGUGAGAGAUCAAUAUUAUUUACAGAAGGAUCAUUGCAAAAGUGCAAGGAAAUCCUGUUAAUUCGUAAAAUCAAUGAUUUAAAAUUCAAAGACGUACUUUUGCCCUCUUGUGUUAACACUACUGACGGGUACCAUUACAAGUGUUAUCAUUGUUUCAUUACGUUGCCGCAUUUAUAUCGUAAGGAAUCGCAAUUCGCUCCUGGAGAGCAGUCUACACAGCUGAGAAUGUCAGGUGGAGUAGAAAAUAGCCAGAAUCUGUAUUAUCAAGUUCUGCGAAGAAUGCACGCAUCAUCGCCAUCCGCUGAUGAUCCCGCAGACAACCUGGAGGAAUAUACGACUUUUUCCAAGAUAACGUGCGUUAUUUGUGAUGAAUCUAAGAAUGAACGAUCGAUAUUAUUUACAGAAAGAUCGCUGCAGCGAUGCAAGGAAGUGCUGCAAGUUCGGAAAGAUAAUGAAUUGAAAUUCAAAGAGGUAAUUCUGCCCUCUGGGCUCAAUACAAUUGAUGGAUAUCAUCCGAAGUGUUACAAGUACUUUACUGCACUGCCGCAGUCAUACCGACCGAAAAAUAGACCUCAUCAACUUCAAAAAUCACAACCAGGAUCACCAUCACCUGAUGAUCUAGUAGAUAAUCUGGAGGAAAAUACUUCUUCCCAGAUCAACUGCGUCAUUUGUGAUGAAUAUAAGAAUGAGAGAUCGAUAUUAUUCACGGAAAGAUCAUUGCAAAGAUGCAAAGAAGUUUUGCAAAUUCGUAAAGACAAUCAAUUAAAAUUCAAAGACGUCAUCUUGCCCACUUUUGUCAAUAAUACUGAUGGAUACCACACCAAAUGUUACAAGUACUUCACUGCUUUGACACGCGGUUAUCGUCAAGGAACGGAAUCCGUUAAUGAUAAACAACCUCCGACGCUGGAAAUUUCAUUCACAGGAGAAAGUUCUUAUCAUGACCAACAUCAGUUAUGGAGCAACAACGAUACAACAGCAGAAAAUACAAAUGUUUUCCAAAAAAAUGCUGCCCUUUGUUUUUUCUGUGGAAGAAAUAAAAAAAAAUACAAGGGGACUACCGAGUCGCUUCGAAUGGGUGAUAAACAGUCUCUCAAAGCCAUUGUCGAAGGAUAUUCCACAGCAGUAGAAGAUCCGGACAUUCUGGAAAGAUUUGAUACUCUGGCUACACAAGAUGUGUCAUACCACAGGAGCUGCAAAAUGGCAUACCAUAAUAAAGCUAAACAACCCGUGGAACCUCCCCAAAUAGGUUGGCAUGUCAACAGGGAUCCCCAUCAGGCUGCCUACGCAGAAAUCUCCCAAAUUAUCGAAGACAACGUCAUCCAGAGAGGACAGUGUUACUUCCUCACGUCUAUCUACUAUUAUUAUCUGGACGCAUUGCAGAAAAUUGAAGAGGAGACCUUGGAUACAUAUUGCAACAUAUGUACAAAAAAGGAUUUAGAGGCUGAAGUAUUGAACACCUUUGGAAAUCGAAUUAAAAUGGUCACUGUGCAUGACAGGAGAGUCGUGUCCCCUCCAUAUCAUGAAGGAUUAGAUGACGAGGCUUUUUCACGUCUCGAAGAAGCAGAAAUUCUGCAAAAAGCAGCGUUAAUCCUGAGGAAUCGAAUUUUAGAAGUGACAAAUCAAGAUCUCUCAUUAAAUUCAACAGCAGAACUGUUGGUUCCGGAUGACUUGAAUGAUUUUUAUGUGACAGUAGUGGCUGGUACUGAUGGAGAAGGGCGGAAAAAUUAUGAGUGCAAGAAAUCCGCGGAGGCUUUAUCUCAAGAUCUUAUUCAGGCGGUCACAGAUGGAAAGAAACACAUGAGCAAGAAGAGGAAAACCCUCGCGUUGGAAUUGCCCUCGAAAAAUUCGGAAAACCAUCGAAAUACUGUAAAUGUUGUUAAUGAGUAUGAUGGUGACAGCAGUGAAGACAUGACAGAGGAACUUGACAUUGGGCCUGAGUUCAUAUCAAUGUCUCCUUCUAACGUCUGUAUUCCAGAACAUCAACCGUUGCCGGACCCUUUUGCAGGUGUUGAUGUCAAUAAUUCUAGUGAAUUUAUUCAACCAGUAGCUCAGGCAGACACUACGCAGGACAUUCUUGAGUUUAUUGAAGUUGAUGUAGAUGUGCCUGAUGCCGCUGGUACGGGUGGGGUUAUUAAGACAGAACCUACAAUGGAAAGUGUAGAUAAAACCAAGACGGGUGACGAUCAUGAUGUAGACGCGUUUGACUGAAUUAUCAAUAACACAACAGAAUCCAAUUCAAUGUAUUUUGAAGAUAAUUAAAUCAUAAUUUCUUAAAACUCCGAGUGUUUUUCAAGGUCUUUAUUUUGAUUGGUCC